Messenger RNA from Fonsecaea erecta, 3429 nucleotides. RefSeq lists its product as hypothetical. Gene Ontology annotation, cellular component: nucleus. The record is from RefSeq and is a predicted model, not a curated record. NCBI's taxonomy places the organism in Eukaryota, Fungi, Ascomycota, Eurotiomycetes, Chaetothyriales, Herpotrichiellaceae. Bases 1 to 3429 code for a protein of 1142 amino acids. Gene Ontology annotation, molecular function: damaged DNA binding; deoxycytidyl transferase activity; DNA-directed DNA polymerase activity. Gene Ontology annotation, biological process: error-free translesion synthesis; error-prone translesion synthesis. The transcript is spliced from 2 exons.
AUGGGCUCCCGACUAGAAAAGAACUCGGCGCUGGUGCGGAAGCGCAUCGAGGGCCACACCUUCAGCGACGAGCAAGGCGAGGAAUAUGAAGCCUCCAAGUUUGGCGGGUUCGCCGACUACAUGCGGAGGAAGAAAAUCAAACUACAGAAUCUCGACGUCGAAAUACGCGCUCAUUCAUCCGGCAAGCCUCCCAUCUUCCGUGGCGUUGUCGUCCAUGUGAAUGGCUAUACCCAACCUUCGUUAAGCGAUCUCCACACCCUCGUUGUGUCCCAUGGUGGCGGCUUUCUUCAAUACCUCGACGGCAAGACUGCUGUCACUCAUGUCGUUGCAAGCCACCUGACUCCAAAGAAGACCGUUGAGUUUGCACGAUACCGCAUUGUGAAGCCGGCGUGGGUGGUGGACAGUGUGCAGGCCGGGAAACUGUUACCCUGGGAUGCCUACAGAUUGGUCGACGAAGGCGUCACCCAGAAGGUGCUGAGCUUUGAGAGUGGUCAAAUUGUCAGCCAGGUCAAUACUCAACAGAGCAGAUACAAGGAUCAGACCCCGAGAAGUUCGUAUGCCUCUCCAUUGCCCAGAGGGCAACAGAGCCCAAGUGAAGACCAUACACAAGUUCGGCAGGCAGAUGACCAUCGCCGUGACGAAGAAGCCGAUGCUGCCAUGUUUCUGGGUGAGCAAGCACCGGAGAUGGAUGAUGGGCAUGAGGCUCCCCCACAUGAUAUACCUGACUUGCAACACAAAUCACCGGAUCUGGGUCAACCGGCAGACUCUCCGGUGGAGGACCCCCCAAAGCCCGAAAAGCGCCAAUUGACUGCUGAAGAGCACAAUGCUAUCCUUCUCUCCAACCCUCACAUGGCCAAAUCGAGUACAGCAAAUCCCGACUUUAUCAACCAGUACUAUCGUGAAUCCAGGUUGCACCACUUAUCCACCUGGAAAGCGGACUUGAAAGCGCAGUUACAGGCCCGCACCCAGGAGAAGCUGUCCUCUCAGAAAAACAAGCUUCGAAGAGCACCAGGUGCAAGGAGAUAUAUUAUGCACGUCGAUUUUGACAGCUUCUUCGCUGCCGUGUCUCUGCGUAAACACCCUCACUUGGUGGACAAACCCGUGGUGAUCGCGCAUGGGAGCGGACCGGGCUCUGAGAUUGCGAGCUGCAACUACCCCGCCAGAAAGUACGGCAUCAAGAACGGCAUGUGGAUGAAAUCUGCGCUGGGGAUGUGCCCUGAUCUCAAAAUUUUACCCUAUGACUACAAGGCAUACGAGGAGGCCAGCCGUCACUUUUAUGACUCCAUACUCGAGAUAGAUGGUGUGGUUCAAAGCAUAAGUAUAGAUGAGGCCUUGCUGGACGUCAGCGAGCAGUGCAUCAAGGCCGGGGAAGCGGCCCAGCGUCUUGCCCAGGAUUUACGUGCUUCUGUCAAGCAAAAGACAGGCUGCGACGUCUCGGUGGGUAUUGGCGGCAAUAUACUGCUCGCCAAGGUUGCUCUGCGCAAGGCCAAACCCGCCGGCCAACAUCUGAUCAAGCCAGAGGAAGUUCUGGACUUCAUCGGCGACCUGACAGUUACGGAUCUGCCCGGUGUUGCCUGGAGUAUUGGGAACAAGCUGGAAGAAAUCGGGAUCAAGUUCGUCAAGGAUAUCAGGGCCUGCACUAAAGAGAGACUCGUCACCACCUUGGGUCCUAAAACUGGCGAGAAGAUAUGGGACUACUCCCGAGGCAUUGACAGACAGGAAGUGGGUGACCAAGUUGUCCGAAAGUCCGUGUCGGCCGAAAUCAAUUGGGGAAUUCGGUUCGUCAAUCAACAACAGGCAGAAGAGUUUGUGCAGAGUCUCUGCGAGGAGCUCUCGCGGCGGCUUCUCGAGCAACUGGUCAAAGGGAGACAACUGACCAUGAAGAUCAUGCGCAAGGCUGCAGACGCCGGCCUAGAUCCUCCCAAGAAUUUGGGUCAUGGCAAGUGUGAUACCUUUAACAAGAGUGUUGUCCUGGGAGUUGCCACGAACGACGCAGCUAUCUUAGGAAAGGAAGCAAUUUCCAUUUUGCGUGGCUAUGGUUUUCCGCCUGGAGAGCUACGAGGCCUAGGAGUACAAAUGCAGAAACUGGAGCCUCUGAAGCCGUCCACUGCCAGCGUAGGCGGCUUGAUGGACGGCAGCCAAAGAAGGCUGCAGUUCAAGAAGCCCGUCACCCAAACAUCGACCUUGAGUGAUCAGAACAGACAGAGCCCGCUCCCUAAACCGACGCUGAUGUCUAAAGAGUCGAACGAUCCGAUCGAAGAAGUGCCUACUCCCGAGAAGCCGAAAGCGAAUGAAGUCAUUACUGGCGCUAUCGAGACGAUUACCGGCGCCGACGAAGAAGAGUCCACCCAAAAGCCGCUGAAUAUCAGCGGUACGCAGUUCGUGCUCCCGUCUCAGAUUGAUCCAGCCGUACUGGCGGAGCUGCCAGCGGACAUCAGGAACAAACUUGCGCCCAGACAAAAAAGUAUUUUGGACAUUAUGAACACCUCUAAUCGCGCAGUUUCCCCCUCUAAUGAGCCUCUGUCGCGCUCCGUCUCGCCUUUCGUGAGUGACCAUGAGGCCGCUUUACCCAGCCAGAGUCAACUGGACCCCGAAACACUUGCAGCACUCCCGCCAGACGUCAGGGAUGAGGUGCUGGCUCAGUAUAAGCCGCGAGACAAAAGAAAAGGACUCCCUACUCUCCAAAGCGCUCUACCUCAAUCGCCUCACAAAUCCAAGGCGUCGGGCCCGACGAAGAAGCUAGUCGUGACGCCGACCAAAAAGCAGAAGACGACAUCAUUGUUCGGCAAGUCUGGUCCCAAGCGAGGUGGCGAUUCUUCAUCAACUCUCACACAGUCUAAUUUUGUGUCAAUGCCCAAGACGAACAGAGAUCAACCACAACAGGAAUCCCCCAUUUCUGAGGAGAUCUCCGAGGCUUUUCUGAACGAGCUGCCCGAAGACAUUCGGCUGGAGAUUCUCGCGGAACAGAAGAGAAACCGGAUGAAGUCGAGAUCUGGUCUGAACUACGACAUUAAUCGGAAGAAGACCGAAACUACCACUCAAGCAGAAGCCACAAGACGGGGGCAACAGAAACUUCCAUUAGCAAAUAAGCCAGAUAAGCCAACCUUCACUUCUCAAAAGCUGAGUUCGCUGCCGGAGUUGCGGGAUGCCAUCUCAGCUUGGGUUCGAGAGCUCUCCGUGGAUGGCGAGGAACCUGAUCUGGAGGAUGUGACUGCACUCUGUGAUUACCUGAGCAAGGUUGUCUCAGUUGAGCGGGACAUGGCCAAGGCUGUCGCUGUGGUCAAUUGGCUGGGGUUGGUGAUAGAGUACGAGAACUUCGGCAGUGACCGAAUCCGUGGUUCGUGGGAGAAAGCGCUGGCUGUUCUGAAAAGAGACGUGCAGAAAGCUGUCAUGGAUAGAGGCCUGCCUGCAGUCGUCUUUGACUACUAA